Molecule: messenger RNA, 1437 nt
Organism: Zymoseptoria tritici IPO323
Lineage: Eukaryota; Fungi; Ascomycota; Dothideomycetes; Mycosphaerellales; Mycosphaerellaceae
Exons: 4
Coding region: 1-1437 (478 amino acids)
Source: RefSeq, a predicted model, not a curated record
AUGACCUCAAGAGACAUCCUCGGCAAUGAGCGAUUCGGAAACCGAGAUAAUCGAGAGCAGUAUGUCCUCGAUGCGGCUUGGGCUCUGUAUAUGAUGAGUAGGAGGGAUGUGGGGGAGGCGAAGGAGCAGAUGCAGGACAGGGAGAGGGACAAGAGAGAGAAGAGAGCGAAGCAGAGGGAGGGAGAGGAGGAGGCGAGGAAGGGGGAGGAGAAGGGGAGCCGUCCACGCCAUCAUUCAAAUUGGCAUACCGAGCGACUUCAAGCGCACUCCGCCGACCGACGGAUUACCACGUUCGCCAUAAUUUCGAAGCCAAAACUGCCCACUGGGAUGGAAUUUGCGCAAGGCGGACACACCGUUGAUAUGGACGAUCGAUCGAACACCAAAGAAGUUUCAGAACCCGGCGAUCACACAUGGCUCCGGAUUCAUGUAUACCCCCGUAAUUACAUUCUGGAACUGCGCGCGGCGACGGAAGAGACUACAGAGCCGAGCUCCGAUGGAUUCUCCCUCGGCAAGGCAAGAGAUGGUACACUUUGGCAGGUGUUUGGAAAUCCGUGGCAGGAUAACGACUUUGUGUACAGCAUCGCGCCAGAACAUCGCGUAGGGCAACUUCGCGAACAUCGCACCAAGGUCGCUGUCCAGAAAAUGGGUGGUCCAACUCCCUUCAAAUCCUCGGGAUACAUUGUGUCGUACCUCGAAGAUCCCAACGACCAAGAAUCAUGGCGAGGAGAAGAUGAGGUCAAAGAACGGAACAGCUACCUCAAGGCUUGUCUGGAUUGCCACGAAUACUACGACAAGCCUAGGAAAGAGGCUCUGGCAAUGCUGGUCGCAUUCGGACUUCCGGAGGACGAUGCAAUUGGUAUCUACUGCAGACAGAAACUGCUGCACCGGUCCGGAUGGCCCUUGAAGCACGAAGAGGUUCCGGAAAUGCUGGAUAUCUUUCGGCGGAACCCAACACGGAGAGGCUUCCGGGACACAUAUUAUUGGCUGUCCAAUGGAAGCACGGGGAAUCUCAAGCUGCCUGUCACAGUCAAGCUCGAGCUUGAAUGGGGUCCUAGGGUGCACGAUCUGAAUCCGGGCCCCAAGGAGUUUGAUCACUGUUUCCCUGAACAGGUUCAAGUCCUGGAAGAGGACAACGAGUACAGCGAUGGCGACGACUGGGACGAAGACGGCACUGAUGCCCGCAACAUUCGCGUGCUCUUUGAUCUCGCCCCAGGUCCGCCCAUCAACCGCAAACCUCCGGUCAAGUUUGCAGCCGACAUCUCAUCGUAUCCCAGGACACACAUCGCACGGCUCGGAGACAUUUUGCAGCAAGGAGGAUCACUCUUGCAUCCGGAGAGACUAUACGGAGAUCUCAAGGUCGUCGGCAUUAGUCUUAACGAGCAUCUCAAACAACGCUCGAAGCCAAUCGAGCAGGAGGAGAAACACAGGGAUGGUUAA